GUGCCGCGCGUCUACGCUUCUCCUCCGCCCGCUAAUGUUUUGGCCAGUUCAAGAUGGCGGUGCAGGAGUCAGCUGCUCAGCUGUCCAUGACCCUGAAGGUGCAGGAGUACCCGACUCUUAAGGUGCCCUAUGAGACGCUGAAUAAACGCUUUCGAGCUGCUCAGAAAAACAUUGACCGGGAGACGAGCCACGUCACCAUGGUGGUGGCAGAGCUGGAGAAGACCUUGAGCAGUUGCCCUGCGGUGGACUCUGUGGUCAGUCUCCUGGAUGGCGUGGUGGAGAAACUCAGUGUCCUCAAGAGGAAGGCAGUGGAGUCCAUCCAGGCUGAAGACGAGAGUGCCAAGCUGUGCAAACGCAGGAUCGAGCACCUCAAGGAGCACAGCAGCGACCAGCCCGCAGCGGCUAGCAUGUGGAAGAGGAAGCGCAUGGACCGCAUGAUGGUGGAGCACCUGCUGCGCUGCGGCUACUACAACACAGCAGUGAAGCUGGCACGGCAGAGCGGCAUUGAGGACCUUGUGAACAUCGAAAUGUUCCUGACGGCCAAGGAGGUGGAGGAAUCCCUGGAGAGGCGUGAGACGGCUACCUGCCUGGCUUGGUGCCACGACAACAAGUCCCGGCUCCGGAAGAUGAAGAGCUGCUUGGAGUUCAGCCUAAGGAUCCAGGAGUUUAUUGAGCUCAUCCGGCAGAAUAAGAGACUAGACGCUGUGAGACAUGCAAGAAAGCACUUCAGUCAAGCUGAAGGGAGCCAACUGGAUGAAGUCCGCCAGGUCAUGGGCAUGCUGGCCUUCCCACCGGACACACAUAUCUCCCCAUACAAGGAUCUCCUAGACCCAGCAAGGUGGCGGAUGCUGAUCCAGCAGUUCCGGUAUGACAACUACCGACUGCACCAGCUGGGAAACAACUCUGUGUUCACACUCACGCUGCAGGCCGGUCUCUCAGCCAUAAAGACCCCACAGUGCUACAAGGAAGAUGGCAGUUCCAAGAGCCCUGACUGCCCUGUAUGCAGCCGCUCCCUGAACAAGCUGGCGCAGCCCCUCCCCAUGGCUCACUGUGCCAACUCCCGCCUGGUCUGCAAGAUCUCUGGUGACGUGAUGAACGAGAACAACCCGCCCAUGAUGCUGCCCAAUGGCUACGUCUACGGCUACAACUCCCUGCUUUCUAUCCGUCAAGAUGACAAAGUUGUUUGCCCAAGAACCAAAGAAGUCUUUCACUUCUCACAAGCUGAGAAAGUGUACAUCAUGUAGGCACCGCGUCGCCAAGCUCGCCUCGGGGGCCAGGCUCUGCGGCGUGGAGGCUGUGCCUUCCUCCUGCUGUCAAGCCCAGCCUGCCGUGGCGCUUCUGUCUCCAGCGACCAAAGAUCAGUGAGCAACGAGAAAUACUCUUAGGAAGAGCGGAAUAAGGUUUAAUAAGUUUGUACUUGAAACAACAUUUUGAUUGGUAAGAUUUUGUAACAUAAGUCAACUCUUUGAUGCUUCUGAAAAGUACUUUCAGCUUUCAAAGGAAACUUUCUUUAAAGACAGACCUAAACACCGAGGGAACCUUUAGAACAUUUCAGAAAUAGGAAUCGGUGAUCUUCUCGUGUUUCUCAGUUCCUUCCCUUCUGCUGAUAAGGGGACUUGGAGCAUGGGCUGGUCCUUCACCACUUCCCGUUGGCCCUGGCAUGGCCUGGGAUGGUGGUGACUGAGCUGGCCUGACCUGCAGUGACUCGUGAUGUGGUGCCACGAGGGACAUUCAUGACUUCAUUCUAGAGCUGCUGCCAAAAUGCCCAGCACCUUGGCCCAUGGGGAUGCUGGCUUCAAGGAUGCCUGCCUCCCCUGUGGGCGGUGUCCAUGGGUGCACAGGUCAAUGUCACCUUCCGUGUGCCGCCUUACUUCUUGCUUUGAGAAUGUAUUCACGUGGAAAGCCACUGGACCAAGUUUCUGCAGAGGCCUUGCUGUAUGGUUCCGUGACUUUUAGAGUCUAAACACUAUUCAUCACAGAAACUAAUCGUUCAGUUGAAUAAGUACUGAUGACUUUUCACAACAGAUGAACCAUUGUAGUUUACACAGAACCGUACUGUAGAGGUUUGUAUUUAGCGCUUAUUUUUGCAUGUUGAUGUUGAUUAGCUAAUAAACUGUAAAUGUAAAACAUGUUAAUAAAAUGUUUUCUAUUUCU
Messenger RNA from Carlito syrichta (Philippine tarsier), 2154 nucleotides. RefSeq names its product macrophage erythroblast attacher (gene MAEA). The transcript has 9 exons. Gene Ontology annotation, cellular component: cytoplasm; nucleus; GID complex. NCBI's taxonomy places the organism in Eukaryota, Metazoa, Chordata, Mammalia, Primates, Tarsiidae. The coding region runs from base 54 to 1244 and encodes 396 amino acids. Gene Ontology annotation, biological process: proteasome-mediated ubiquitin-dependent protein catabolic process. The record is from RefSeq and is a predicted model, not a curated record. Gene Ontology annotation, molecular function: ubiquitin protein ligase activity; protein binding.